This is a messenger RNA of Bolinopsis microptera, 3669 nucleotides long. Its product is annotated as neuroblast differentiation-associated protein AHNAK-like. Lineage: Eukaryota; Metazoa; Ctenophora; Tentaculata; Lobata; Bolinopsidae. Gene Ontology annotation, biological process: regulation of RNA splicing. The transcript has a single exon. Gene Ontology annotation, molecular function: protein binding. The coding region runs from base 1 to 3669 and encodes 1222 amino acids. Gene Ontology annotation, cellular component: nucleus; cytoplasm. The record is from RefSeq and is a predicted model, not a curated record.
AUGGGGCGUCAAACUUACACUGAAGACGCAGAAGUGACGGUGGAUGUUAAAGCACAAGCAUCUAAAGAUGAAGACAGCUAUAAAUCGAAUGAUUAUGAAGAAGAAAUCUCAGCUCUGGAAGAAUUUAUGGCGGGAAUUCAAGAGGCUUUUGAAUCACUGAUACAAUCAUCAGAAGAUGGAAGUAGCAGUAGUAGUAGCAGUAGUAGUAGUAGUAGUAGUAGUAGUGACGAGGAGGAGUUCUUAGAACAGGCAUCGAAGUAUUUUAUUGAGGCUUAUGAUGAACUGAACUGUAUCGGAUUACUGAUGAGUGAUACGGACUCGUCUGGUAUGGAAUCGCCUACAGCUUUUGAAAAAUUUGAAAAUUCGGUUAUCAAAGUGGAAGUGUCAUCAGGGAAAGCUGAAACACCGACUCACGAAUUUGAAAAUUCAGUUAUCGAUGUGGAAAUAUCAUCAGAGGAAGGAGAAACACCAUCUUACGAAUUUGAAAAUUCAGUUAUCGAAGUGGAAGACGAAGAUGUCCAAUUGAAAACAUUACCUAUUCCGAUCAAAGUUAUUUCUGUUGAAAUCGAAGCCCCAGAAGUCGAAAUCGAAGCACCAGCUGUCGAAAUCGAAGAACCAGGUGUCGAAAUCGAGGAACCAGCUUUUGAAAUCGAAGCCCCAGAAGUCGAAAUCGUAGCACUAGCUGUCGAAAUCGAAGGACCAGGUGUCGAAAUCGAAGCACCAGCUUUUCAAAUAGAGGCACCGGUAGUCGAAUUGGAAACACCUUCCAUUGGAUUCGAAGGACCAGCUGUGGAAGUAGAAGCACCAGCUUUCGAAAUUGAAGCUCCAGCUAUGAAAAUUGAAACACCAGCCAUCGAAAUCGAAGCACCCUCUGUAGAAGUCGAAACACCAGCUUUUGAAAUCGAAGCACCAGCUUUGGAAGUUGAAACACCAGAAAUCGAAAUCGAAUCACCAGCUGUAGAACUAGAAGUUGAAACACCAGCUUUUGAAAUCGACGCACCAGCUGUAGAACUAGAAGUUGAAAAACAAAAAACCGAAGAAAAUGAAGUCAUUGAAACGGAAGCAGAAGUCGAAAUAUCAGCAAAUAAAGAGUUUCUUCCACAGGUUAGAACGUUCUUCCAAGAGCUACUGGAUUUCGAAGAACCAGAUGUCGAAAUUGAAGAACCAGCUGGCGAAAUCGAAGAAAAUGCUUUUAUUGAAGCGGAAGCACCAGCUGUCGAAAUAGAAGAACCAGCUCUUGAAAUCGAAGCACCAGCUGUCGAAAUCGAAGAAAAUGCUUUUAUUGAAGCGGAAGCACCAGUUGUCGAAAUAGAAGAACCAGCUCUCGAAAUCGAAGCACCAGCUGUCGAAAUAGAAGCACCAGUAGUCGAAUUCGAAGAGUCAGUCAUACAAAUCGAAAGUCCAUCUGACCAGGCUGAAACACCAUAUGCUGAAACCGAAGCGAUAAGAGCAGAGGGUCCGGGGUUGAUAGACUGUUUUGUUGGUGAUCAGGGCGACUUUCAAGUCUUCAACAGAAAUGCUAUACGCGGGACACUUAGUGUACGGGUGAAGAGACCCAAAGCCAAAUCUCAAGUAGGUAAAUGGAAGGGAGGAAAACGGACUGUAAACUGUAGAUACAACCCAGAAGUAGCUGGAAAGUACAUUAUCAUAAUCAAGUGGGACUAUCACCAUAUCAAGGGCAGUCCAUUCACGUUACAAGUUAGAAAUCGUCCAGAAAUCGAAACAACAACUGUUGAAAUUGAAGCACCAGCAAUAGAAUUCGGAUCGCCAACUGUUGAGGCUGAAGAACCAGCUGUAGAAAGCGACAUUUCCGCUGACCAAGUUAAAACAUCAGAUGUUGAAAUCGAAUCUCUAAUCGAAACGCCGUGGCCAGUAUGGCCAUGGGCAGAGGGUCCGGGCUUGAUGGACUGUUUUGUGGGUGAUCUGGUUGACUUCCAAGUCUUCAAAGAACAAGCUGGACGCGGCACACUAAGUGUGAGAAUUAAGGGACCCAAUGCCAAAUCUCAAGUAAAUAUAUGGAAGGGACCGAAACGGACCGUCACCUGUAGAUACAGCCCAGAAGUAGCUGGAAAGUACACCAUCAACAUCAAGUGGAAGGACGAACACAUCAUGGGCAGUCCAUUCAACAUAAAAGUCAGAAAACACCCAGCAAUAGACAGCGGAACAACAGUUGCCGAAAUCGAAGCUCCAGCAAUGGAAUUCCAAUCGCCAACAGUUGAAGCUGAUACAUCACCUGAAGAAAUCGAAAUUCCAACGGACCAGAUUGAAACCCAAGAUGUUGAAAUCGAAAAACCAGCAAUUGAAUUCAAAACGCCAGCUGUCGAAAUCGAUACACUCGAUGGUGAACUCAAAACACCACCCGUUGAAGUGGAACCUCCAGCGUCCGGGAUCAAAAAAACGUCUCUUAAAAGAAAGGCCUCUGCACGAAUUUCACGAUUGUUUCGACCAGCUGCCAAAAUUGAGCUGCCAGCUGACGAAGAUGGAACACCAGCUGUUGAAGUGGAAGCCCCUGAAAUUGAAUUGGAAUCUCCAACUUUUGAAGUUGAAGCUUCUGUAGAUGGACAAAUCGAAGAACCAAAAAUGGACAUUUCAGCUGAGAAGAUCGAGACGCCGGAUGUUGAAAUUGAAUCACCAGAUGUUGAACUCGAAACACCAAAUGUUACAGUCGAAGUGGAGUCUUCAGCUCCUGAAAUCGAAACGACACCUAUCAAAAGAAAGAAAUCAGGAAGAUUCUCACGAUUGUUUCGACCAGCCGCCAAAAUUGAACUGCCAGCUGACGAAGUUGAAACACCAGCUUUGGAAAUCGAUUCACCAGUAAUUGGAUCACCAACUGUUGAAGCUAAUGGACCAGCUGCAGAAAUUGAAAUUUCAGCUGACCAGAUUAAAACUGCAAAGGUUGAAGUCGCCAUUUCAAAUGUUGAACUAGAAACCCCAGCCGUCGAAGUAGAGCCAACAGUCUCCGGAAUCAAGAAAACAUCUCUCAAAAGAAAGAAAUCGGGACGAUUUUCACGAUUAUUUCGACCAGCCGCCAAAAUUGAAUUGCCAGCUGACGAACUUGAAACACCAGCUCUCGAAAUCGAUUCACCAGUAAUCGAAUUGGAAUCACCAACUGUUGAAGCUAAUGGACCAGCUGCAGAAAUUGAAAUUUCAGCUGACCAGAUUAAAACUGCAAAGGUUGAAGUCGCCAUUUCAGAUGUUGAACUAGAAACCCCAGCCGUCGAAGUAGAGCCAACAGUCUCCGGAAUCAAGAAAACAUCUCUCAAAAGAAAAGCUUCUGCAAGAAUGUCAAAAUUGUUUCGACCAGCUGCUAAAACUAACAAACCAGCUGACAAACUUGAAACACCAACCGUUGAACUCGAAGCACCAGCAAUCGAAUUGGAAUCUGCAAUUGUUGAAGCUGAAGCACCAGCUGCAGAAAUCGUAAUUUCAGCUGAGCAGGUUGUUGAACUCGAAACCCCAGUCGUCGAAGUGGAACCACCAUCUUCUGGAAACAAAAGAACAUCCCUUAAAAAAAAUAAAUCGGGACGAUUUUCACGAUUGUUUCGACCAGCCGCUAAAAUUGAAGUGUCAGCUGACAAAGAUGGAUCACCAGCUGUUGAAAUCGAAGCACCAGAAAUCGAAUUGGAAUCACCAAUUGUUAAAGCUGAAGUACCAGCUGCAGAAAUUUAA